This is a messenger RNA of Urocitellus parryii (Arctic ground squirrel), 2869 nucleotides long. It is a transcript of the gene Atg4c, whose product is annotated as autophagy related 4C cysteine peptidase. The record is from RefSeq and is a predicted model, not a curated record. Gene Ontology annotation, molecular function: protein-phosphatidylethanolamide deconjugating activity; cysteine-type endopeptidase activity. Gene Ontology annotation, biological process: protein delipidation; autophagosome assembly; piecemeal microautophagy of the nucleus. Gene Ontology annotation, cellular component: cytoplasm. Lineage: Eukaryota; Metazoa; Chordata; Mammalia; Rodentia; Sciuridae.
GCUGAGGCUGCGACGUCGAGUUUGGAACGUCUGCGUGCGGCUGGUUUUGUGGCGGCCGUUGCUAGAGGUGGAGCGUUUCCUGGGUUGGUGGCUCCUGCACAUUUGUACAGUUCUCGGGUCCUUCUCUUUCGGAAGAACUUGGAUUCUCAAUAAUAUCAAUAUUGGUUAUGGUGAUGACUAUGUACAGCCUGUGAACAUGGAACAUGCAACAAAGCACAGGUCCAGGUUGUUUGCUACAAGUCAAGUGUGAUGUCAGAAGAUUAAACUGUACAGAAGAAUGCAACCAAGUAAUGGCUUUUUCUUAGAAUUUGAAUAUGGAGGCCACGGGAACAGAUGAAGUUGACAAGCUAAAAACUAAAUUUAUAUCAGCAUGGAACAACAUGAAAUAUAGUUGGGUUUUGAAAACAAAGACAUAUUUUAGUAGAAAUUCUCCAGUUUUAUUGCUUGGAAAAUGUUACCAUUUUAAAUAUGAAGAUGAAAAUAAAGUGUUACCUUCAAAAUCAGCAUGUACAAUAGAAGAUCGCAUAAUUGCAGGAAAUGUAGAAGAAUUUCGGAAAGAUUUCAUUUCUAGAAUAUGGCUGACCUACAGGGAAGAAUUUCCUCAAAUAGAAGGCUCAUCUUUGACAACAGAUUGUGGUUGGGGAUGUACGUUGAGAACUGGCCAGAUGCUACUGGCUCAAGGACUCAUACUACACUUUCUUGGUAGAGCUUGGACCUGGCCUGAUGCAUUGAAUAUUGAAAAUUCAGAGUCUGAAUCAUGGACUUCCCACACUGUAAAAAAAAUUACAUCAUCAUUUGAAACAUCGCUUUCAGGGGAAAGAGAACCUGAAACACCAACAAUUUCUCUGAAGGAAACAAUUGAGAAAUGUCCUAAUGAUCAGGAGAUGCAAAAUGAAAUUUUUCACAGGAAAAUCAUCUCUUGGUUUGGUGAUUCCCCAUUGGCUGUCUUUGGCUUACAUCAGUUAAUAGAGUAUGGAAAGAAGUCUGGGAAAAGUGCUGGAGAUUGGUAUGGGCCAGGUGUUGUUGCGCACAUUUUAAGAAAAGCAGUCGAAGAAGCAAGACACCCUGAUUUACAAGGAAUAACUAUUUAUGUUGCACAAGAUUGUACAGUUUACAGUUCUGAUGUAAUUGAUAAACAGAGUGCUUCCAUGACCUCUGAUAAUGCAGAUGACAAAGCUGUUAUUAUUUUAGUUCCUGUUAGACUCGGUGGAGAAAGAACCAACACCGACUACCUAGAGUUUGUGAAGGGUGUUCUGAGCCUUGAAUAUUGUGUGGGUAUUAUUGGUGGCAAACCUAAACAGUCAUAUUACUUUGCUGGAUUUCAAGAUGACAGUUUGAUUUACAUGGAUCCUCAUUACUGCCAAUCUUUUGUAGAUGUCAGCAUAAAGGAUUUUCCUCUUGAGAUGCUGAAGAUUUCUUCYAAGGAGAAAUAUCCCUUAUUUACUUUUGUAAAUGGUCAUUCCAGAGACUUUGACAUUACAUCUACCACAACCAAUGAAGAAGACCUUUUCUUAGAGGAUGAGAAGAAAAGAUUAAAAAGAGUCAGCACAGAAGAGUUUGUCCUACUAUAAAGAAGAGAACAUUUGUGCCCUUUGAAAAGAACACUGAAAGGGGAAGAUGAAGAGGAACAAGUACAUUUGAAAGUGUUUGUUUUCACAGAUAUCUUAAUUUUGUAUGUUCUUUAAAAAUGAAACAUUUGAAAAUAUAUAAAUUUAAAGAUAUUUUUCUGAAAGAGAAAUGAUUUAAUGAAUAUUGCUUUCUAAUAUAUAUUAAGCAAUUCUGAUUGCAUUCCUAUUUCUGUAACUCUCUAGUGAAACACUACUUUCACUGUAAGCCUUUUCUUCAUUCUUGCAUCUGAGCCCAUUGUUCUCCUGAAAGUUUUAUGGCAUAGACCCCUUCAAAGAUUGGAUACACUAGAUAGCUUCAAAAAAACUCAGUUUGUAUUAACAAUCAGAAGACCAGAGAAUGAAUUUUAGUGCUACCUAAGCCUCCUGCUAUUAGUGCAACCAGAGGCUACUUUUGGAUAUAUAUUAAUAAUUAGAUAGUAUUUGCUACCUAUGAUGUACAUAUAAUUAUAAAUAAGCAGAAUUCUGAGUUAAGGUAAUACCAAGCAAUAUGAUUUUAUAAUGGUUAUUUGUUUGUGCUUGCUUUUUAGUCUUUUAUGAAUAGUAAAUAUAAACAAUUGAUUUUUCCCAUGAAUUUAAAGGUUAUGUUAUUAAUAAAACUGCAUCCAUUCAAAUCAGAUAAAGGAAAUUAUAAAAUAGCAAUAGUGCUUGCUUCCUAUCUCAAGAAUGAAAUUUUAUGAGAAUUUAACUUAAUAUGCAGUUUUUAAAUCUAAGAUAAGUACCAUAAAGAUAACAAUAGAUCCUCCUCUGGUUUUGCUGUUUGUAUACAGCAGUAUAUUAGUGUUUAGAAGCCAAGGCCAUUUUCAAGGUAAAUCUGCCUUAAGUGCAUUAUACGUUACUUAAAGGUAAAUUUGUGAUAUAAAAAUCCAGGACUUAUUGUUGAGCCAGGAUUAUAAACUAAAUAAUAAAGAUGUGAGAACAUAAAAGGCCUUUGUUUUGGUUUUAAUGUUGGGAUUGUUUUAAUCCUUUCAUUUGAAAAAUCAUUAUCUCAAGUGAAUUCUAUUUAUUUAUAAUGAUAGCAAAUAAUAUUGUUGUUCUGAAAACAAAAUAUUAACUUAUUUUAUAGAGAUUCUGUUUUUCAAUGUGUAAUGGUGACUCAUUAUAAAGAUGUAAAAUUUUGCAUCAUCUAAAGCCAUUGAUCUAUUCUAUCAGGAGAGUCUAUUUAUUUGGAAUUGCAUGUAAAGUUGAAACAGGGUGGGCACAUUGCUUUCCUAUGCCUGAGGGGAGAAAUCAGAUUUGACAUU